GCCGCAGGUGGAGGAGGCAGGGCACGUCUUCCUCCUGAUGAAGAAAGACUAUCGCAUCUCCCGCAACGUGCGCCUCGCCUGGGUCCUCAGCCGCCUCCACCAGGUCAUCUGGGCUGUGCCCGAGCCGGAGCUGGUAAAGUCAGAAAAUGAACUUGAUGUUCUCAGCAUCCUGCCUAAUGGGUGGCAGCCAGACGAGCCUGUCCAGCCCAGGCCCUAUCUCCUCGUGCCCUCCACACGGGUCACCUUCCUGGCCCGCCAGUACCGAUUUGUUAUUGAACUUGACCUGAGCCCUUCCACAGGGAUUGUGGAUGACUCAACAGGGGAGAUAAUUUUUGAUGAAGUGUUCCAUGCCCUUUCCCGAUGCUUGGUGGGAUUGUUAAGACCCUUCCGUAUCCCUGGUUCAGACAUUAUCUACCAGCCAGAGAUCUUUGUCACCAUCCAGGCGUAUUCCUCCAUCAUUGGCCUGCAGUCCCAUCAGGUGCUAUUCCAGGGCUGCCAGCUGGACGAAACAAAGCGAGAGGCCUUCCUGCACCAAGUUUACACACAGCUGUGUGCCUUUGAGAACAAGGUGGCAGAGAUGCUCCAGCAACAGUAUGAACCCAAACCACAGGUGGAUCUGUCACCCGAGAGCCCUGGUGAUGUGCAGGAGUCCUCUGGGAGGAAGCCCAGUGUGUCUGUUGUCACGGCCGACGUCGGCCUCAUCAGCAUGGUGCGGCAGGGGAUCCUGGCGCUGCAGCUCCUGCCCUCCAACUCCAGUGCAGGUAUAAUAAUAAUUACGGAUGGUGUGACUAGUGUCCCUGAUGUGGCUGUGUGCGAGACUUUACUCAACCAGCUCCGCAGUGGCACCGUGGCCUGCUCCUUUGUACAGGUGGGCGGUGUCUACUCAUACGAUUGCAGCUUUGGCCACGUUCCCAAUGUGGAACUUAUGAAAUUCAUUGCCAUGGCCACUUUUGGUGCUUACCUCUCCACGUGCCCUGAGCUGGAUCCCCUGAGCCUGGAUCUGAAUGUGUAUCACAAGGCAUUUCUGCUGUACUCCUUUCUGCGUACUGGGGAGUCCCUGAAUCCAGAAUACUACUGCGUGUCCCAGCACAGACUGUUCAAUGAGCACCUGGUGUCCGCAAGCAGCAACCCUGCUCUGGCGAUGAGGAGGAAGAAGCACACGGAGAAGGAGGUGCAUGCUGACCUCGUGAGCGUUGUCUCGGUCCGGCUGCGCGAGGGUUACAGCAUCCGGGAGGUCAACAUCACUAAAGGUGGGUCUCAGCUGGAGGUGAAACUAGUGCUGCUUUGGAAGCAUAACAUGAGGAUAGAGUACUUAGCUGUGACACCCUGGCCCCUGGACCCAUCAAAGCGCAGCACAUGGGUGGAGGUGACGAUGGAGGGAAGCUAUGACAUCUUGCAUGACAUCAGUUGCACCAUGAGGAAGCCUAUCACCAGUCUGUACCGCACUACAGUCAUCCGUCGCUUUUGGAACACCUUGCAGAGCAUCAACCAGACAGAUCAGAUGUUAGUUCAUCUGCAAUCGUUUGACACAGUCCCAGAACACUUCACUAUUCCUGAGAGCACCAAGAAUGGGGUACCCCUCUUCUACAUCCCCCCAGGUUCCACCACUCCAGUACUAUCCCUGCAGCACAGUGGGUCUGACUCAAGCCAUUCCCAGUUUGCCUCCUACUGGAAGCCUAUCCUUUCUAUGGAUGCCAACUUUUGGCAGAGAUGGCUGCACAUGCAUCGUAUAGUCCUCCUUCUGGAGCAUGACACGCCUGUGCCUAAGCACCUGCACACGCCCGGCAACAACGGCCGCUACAGCACCAUCCAGUGCCGCAUCUCUCACUCGGCGCUCACCUCCCUGCUGCGGGACUGGAGCAGCUUCGUGCUGGUGGAGGGCUACUCCUACGUCAAACUGAUACAUGGCUCUGAGGAUCCCACACCUUCUUCAUUUUAUGUGGUGCGGAUCAUCUCCAAAGCUCCGUGCAUGGUUCUACGGCUGGGGUUCCCCAUUGGCACACCUGCACAGGCCAGGAACAAGAUAGUGGAGGAGUUACGGGACCGAAUCUUGCAGCUGCGCUUUCCCCACAGGGUCCAGAGCAAGGAGGCAACUCCAAAAGCAAAGAGGAAAAUGUUUGGCAGUAAUUCUCCCUCCAAGUCUCCACCUGUGGCUGGGGCCCAGUCAGCCCUUUCAGACAGACCCUGCCUUGUUGUGUUGCACAAACCCUUAGAGAAGCUACUUAUCAGGUAUGAGAAGCUGCCUUCUGACUAUCGAGCCCCCUUCAUUCUCAACCUGGAGCAUCCCCCGGUGUCUGGCCCCCUGACCAUGGUGGCCAGUCGCACUGCCUCGUCCACCCUGGCCUCGCUCUCCCGCUACUUCUAUCACCAGCGCUGGAUCUGGAGCGUCCAGGCGGGGCUGGCCCCGGCUGUGCCCAUCACCGCUGUAGCCCAGCUCCUUUCCACGCUCACAGAGGUCCGUCUGUCAGAGGGUUUCCACUUCGCAUCCAGUGGGGAUGGAAUUAUCAACAUGGUGCUGGAGCUGCCCAUACAGAUUGACGGCUCAAGUGAGAGCAGCAGUGGCAGGGAGAAGCACACCUGUGUCGUCCAGUACAUCCUCUUCCCACCCCAUUCCACCUCCACCAAGGACAGCUUUUCCACAGAUGAUGACAAUGAUACAGAGGUAGAAGCCAUUGAGGUGGACACAGAACUGAACCUGGUUACUGAGUGCUGGGUAGAGCCACAAAGCGGCUACGUCAACAGUACUGCUGAGAACUGGAAGCACCUCCAUGGCUUACCCUACCAGAAAAUACCUAAAGCACUUUUUCCCCGGGACCUUGCAUGCAUUGCCACCAUGCUGACCUUCGAGUACAUCAGCCAGCUGUGCCAGAACAAGGAGUGGGUCUGCCCUCCUUCAGACAGCAAAGCUACUGAAGAUCCAGACAUGGGGGCUGGUUUUCGAGUGCAUGAGAUCCCCUUCCAGUUCAACCUCAUGAAGCUGUUGCCCAGGUGCCAGCAGGUUGAAAUGUUCUUCCUAAUGCUGACAAAAGAAAAUGAGGAGGUGACCAAGGACUCUUCGUUUGUGCCCAAUGAAAUGCUUCUAAACCUCUUCCAUGGCUGCCUGCAGCAUGACCUCAGUGACCGGGAGAUCCCCAUGGCUGAUGCUGAUCAUGUGGCUUUCAUGGAGCAGGUUCUGCAGCGGGAUCGUGAUGGCCACCAACCCCCCUUCACACUCCCUGUGAUCAGAGAAGAAACCCUGAAAGCUUCUGGGACCCUGGAGCAGCAGGAUGCUUCUGCAUCCUAUCAUCUUGUUGGCAGCAAUGGCACCAGGGAUAUGACUGGCUCCACAAGUACUCUGCAGAGCCUCGGCAACACAGAGCUGCCUGAGGAUGACGUGACCUUGCGUGGAACCAUGGGGCCCUUCCCCCCACAAUGGCGGUGCUAUGCCAAGCUGGUCAACCCACAGCACGUGUUUCUGACCUUCCUGCCAGCCACCUUCUCAGAAGUGAGCCGUGACUCUGGAGAGCUGGGUGGCCCCUCACGGAGAGAUGUGCACAUCUCCUUCUGUCGCCAGAACUCGCAGUCUGAGCUGGGCGAGUGCCGCCGAUUUCGCUGCCCGGUUUACAUCUACAGCUGCUCUUUGGAGCUGUUAAGAGAGCAGCUUGUCAGCCCACGGGCACACCGUCCUCCCCGGGACAUCUUUUUCAGGUCCCAGUCUCUCGAACGUCCUCCUGCUGCUGCUUGGCUAGACCACAAACACAAGGAGUUGGUGAGUUACUGCACACUGCUGCAGGAGCACUCCCACCAGUGCUAUGUGAAAGGGCUGUUCAAGAGCCUUCAGCAGUCACACAGCAUCAGCUCCCAGGACCUACUUACAGCCAUGGACUACUGUGAGGAGCUGCUCCAAGAGAUUGAUAUCACCAACUCCCUGCGGCCGGUAUGCAGCCAUGUCCGCUCGUUCCGAGAGAGCCACCAACACUUCCGAAUGCACUCCAAGACAGCCAGCUUCCAAGUGGGCAGCAUAGAGCAAGAAGAGGAGCAGAGCUCUAGGGAACGGGGCGUCUUGGUCUCUGAAUCAAGUGCGGAAAUGGAGGACUACAGCGAGCAGGACUCCCAUAACGUUGCUAGCCCCACAGAGGAGCCAAAGAGCAGCGUGGGCACCAGCUGCUGUUCAGAGUUCCCUCUCUCGCUGCUGGAGAUUGGACAGCCCUGCCAGGCACACCCAGACUUGCACAAAAUUAUCCAGGAAAAAUUCCUGGAAAUUGGAAGUUUACAUUUCAAGCCGGUGCCAUCAAAUCCUCACUAUUUCUUCUAUUGCCCCCCGUCAGCCAAGAAAGAGGAAGAGGCAUCUCGGGAUCAGCCAGACAGAAAAGGCAGUGAGGACAUGGAGGGAUCAGAGGCAGAACUGGCAGCUGAAGAAGGUACCGUGUCUGGGUGCUGCAUUGCCACAGAGAGUGACCCCGAGCUGGAGGUGGAGUACCGUGAGAAGCUGGACCAUGAGUUCCCAGACACAGAUUCCCUCUUGGACUCCAACACAGUGAACCAGGAUGAUGACUCCUUCAGCGUGCUGGGAGGAGACUCGCUCAACGAGCAGGAGUUCCUGGAGCAGGAGAUGCCCCCGCUCUUUGUGCACCUUACCUGCUCAGUGAAGCUGCGGAGCCAGCACAGCUCCAUGCCCGUGCAGUCCCUGCCUACUUGUCUGGGGGAAGUUCUGGGCUGCCUGGAAAGCUGCCAGGGCUUGAGCACCAUUGACUUAGGUGACCUCUGUGUGACCCUGGACAUCUUUGUGCUGACACUGCCCCUGGAGAUAGAAGUUGUGAACACAGACAUUCUCCACAACAGAUGCACCUCAGAGAGCAGUGUGUCCUUCACACGGUCUCCAGGGCAGCCAUCCUCUUUCCGCUCGGAUGAGGAUAUCAUGCACAACUUGGAACGGCUCCCAUCCACAGGAGAUGAGAGGCACCCUGCACUUUCCAACCUCCCUGGAGUGCACAGACAGGCUAUUGAAGCCACUAUGAAUGAGAUUCGCUGGCUCCUGGAUGAUGAGAUUGUGUCUGCGCUGCGCCACUCGCAGGUCAUCAACACCUCCAUCCUGCACCGGGUGGCCACCCACAUCUAUAACUCCAAGGGGCGCCCCAGCUGCCACAGCGAGGUGGUGCUACUCCAGUUUGUCUUUGGACCUGAGCACUCUCUGGAGAAGUUCAAGGAGGAGUUCAGAAGAAUGGCUCUCCCAGGCUACGUGCUUAAUGCAGAGGGCAGUGACUACCACUACAUCUCCAUCAGCCGCCUGCACUCCAGGCGGGCAGCUCCAAACCCUUUGGCGAUACCCUGCUUCCAGCAGCCAGCUGGAGGGGGCACCAGGACAGCCCUGGGCCAGGCAGGCCGGGAGGGGAGCAGUGAAGCAGAGACAGAGGGCUCUGAGCUGCACCAUGAGAGCUGUGUCCACCCAGAAGAAGCCCGGGGUCUCUGGGGGUGGCCGGAGAGUGAGACACACAUUGUGCCAGACAUAGGAAACCCCAUAGGUGGGGACAGCCACAUGCAGGAUGAGGUCCCAGGAGAAGCACUGAGCCUUCAGCAGAGCGGAGCACCGGGCCAUGACUCUCUGGAGGAGGCACCUCCAGAGACAACUGUACAGUCACUGCCAUCCUCGGCCUCUGAAAAGGGCACCAGCUUCAGCAAGCAGCGUCCCAGCCGCGUGCAGAGCCUGGUGUCGAGCCAGGGCAGCAUGGACUCUGACCACCUGGGUUACGAUGGGGGAAGCAGUGACUCGGAGUACGAGGAGGCACUAAUGAGCGACCAGGAGCCCCGGUGUCCCCUCAUGCCUGAUUUCUGGCUCAUCAUAAAAAUCCAGCAGGACCGAGUGGAGGUCUACUACCACACACGCCUGAGUGUGGAGAAGACAGCACCAGCAGAGACUGAAGAGGAGCAGCCAGGAGAAUGCCAGAGUCUCAACCAGGUGGUGGUGAAGAAGAUAAGUGAAAUCUGCAGAGUUGUCAACCAGCGCUUGCUACUGCAGGACCUGCAUGACAGCCACAUAUGUAACUCAUUACUGGUGGCAGAAAGUGAGGAGGACAUCUGGAAGAGCGAAACGCCCUAUACUUCAUACAGGCAGCGUGUCAUGCCCACAGAUGAUUACUCUGUAGAGGAGAGCUACCAGCCCCGGGACUACCUGGCUGCCACCAUGCAGUUCAUGCCAGGGCACUUUGCUUGUGAUGUUGUGUGGAGCACACUCAUCCAUGUGCAUUCACGCCUCAAGAUGGGCCCCAACAUGGGGGUCUCGCGAGCUAUCCAGGCGCUUCGUUCAGUGCUCAACGCCUUCUCCGUGGUGAACAGGAAGAAUAUGUUUGUCUACCAGGAACGUGCCACUAAAUCUGUUUUCUACCUCCGACUGACUGAAACCACCUACAGUGGGAAGGUGUGGGAAGCAGAGAGCGUCCCUAGUCCGACAACUCGCUCGCUGGCACUGACACGCAGCCAGGAGCCCAUCUACUCUGAGGAUCUGAUGAGUUCCCGUUCCUCUCUGGACACAGCGUCAUGCCGUAGUGUGGACUCUGCCCGCCCAGUGGGACAGGUAGACAGGCACAUCCAGCUGAUGGUCCACGGUGUUGCCCCAGCAGGGCCUGAGAUCACAGAUGAGCUGGUGAAAGUGCUGCGCAGGCGCCUGGAUGAGGCCACCCUGGAUAUCAUCACUGUGAUGCUGGUGCGGAACUGCAAGCUGACCCCAGCAGAUGUGGAG
Messenger RNA from Merops nubicus (carmine bee-eater), 6715 nucleotides. It is a transcript of the gene SZT2, whose product is annotated as seizure threshold 2 homolog (mouse). The record is from RefSeq and is a predicted model, not a curated record. The transcript has 45 exons. Gene Ontology annotation, cellular component: peroxisome. The annotation marks the transcript as partial. Lineage: Eukaryota; Metazoa; Chordata; Aves; Coraciiformes; Meropidae.